AACACUCCUAUACUUGCCAUUAAGCUUCCUCGGUUUGUCACAGACGGUGCUCUUUUGUGGGUACACAAAGAUCUUGAAGCUCCUCUCCAUUCCCUUAUAAUCCAUUUUGAAAGCCUCGGGAAUGUGAAAAACUUCAGCAGAAGUAUCAGAAAGUUGAGGAUAAUCGCGCAAUGGCCGCGCCAGCACCUAUAUAAGAAGCCAAUACAAGAAAAGGACUAA
This is a messenger RNA of Dovyalis caffra, 219 nucleotides long. Lineage: Eukaryota; Viridiplantae; Streptophyta; Magnoliopsida; Malpighiales; Salicaceae. The record is from the annotation of a GenBank genome assembly.